UCUCCGGAUUCUUCCAACGCACACUUCAUCCUCAAUCUUCCCUAAAUGAAAAUAUCGUUGUAAACUUUAGUGCAGAACUGAUUUAUUUACAAUCCAAAGACGAAGAUCAACGCGAGUAAGCAACUUACCAAAAUAACUUUUUACAGCCUUUUCAACUUAAGCCCUUAUUCACCAAAGAUUUUUCACUUUGUCUUAAACUUAUGUAAACGAGCGGAGUUAAUGUGAUUUAAAUAAAUUCGUGAAGUUAAACCAGAAUCAUCAAACGUUAAAUAAGUUCGCAUGGGGCAUAGUAUAAUUUUAUGAGAGUGCAAACUCAACAAGUGCCGACAUGAAGGCCGGAAAGGAAUGCUCAAAGUGCUCAAAAACGUUCAAAACCAACCAAGCCUUGACCAGACACAUGGUCACGCACGAUUCCGAUGCCAAGGUCAAAUGCGAGUUGAGCGUGUACAUAAAUUGCUUAAAAGCCAAACUAAUCUUACAAUCCACAUUCUCCACGGGUAUCUUUGCUAGGUUUGUGGCAUGAUUUUAAAAAAUAGACACGCCUUGUCAUGCCACACGUGGAGAGUUCACAGCAACCGAGAACGGCCAAGUUGUGACACGUGUCACCGGGUGCUUUCCAGUUCGGCCAGCUUACGCGGACAUAUUGACACCUUUCACAAAUCGAAAGAACGGCCCCGUUUGCCAUGUGCGUUCCUUGGUUGUAAGAAAAGUUUCCUAAACAAGGGUGACAUGGCGAAACACGUGAAGAUUGAGCAUUCCCAGCAUCCGGUCAGAUUUCCGUGCACCCUAUGCGGAAAGACGUUCAAAACGUGGACUGAGUUUCAGACUCACAUUCCCACCCACACGACGGAGAAGCCGUACAAUUGUGCCACGUGUGGGAUGAACUUUGCCCGAAGAGGAGACAUGAAAAGCCACGAGAUGACGCAUUUGGAAAAAUCUACCCGAGCCGUGUUACAAUGUCACGUCUGUCCUCAAGCCUUCUUAACUCGGGCCGGUCUGCAAAACCACGUCCGAGUUUCGCAUGAAAAUCAGAGGAAUUAUCCGUGCACAUUUUGUGACAAGAGAUUCUCCUUCUCAAGAGACUUAAAACGUCACGUGGACGCUAAACACGCCGCGAACAACGAACCGAUCCAUUCCUGCGACAAGUGCGAGUACAGGAGCUACUCGAAGCAUAAUUUGGCCCUGCACGCGAGACGACAUAAGGCAGCGAGGUAUGGAUGCUACUUCUGCGGGGAGAAAUUCGUCGCUUUUAGAGAAUUGGUCAAACAUUUCCGAAUUCAUACUUUAGAAAAUUGAAAUACACGUGAUUAUAAUUUGCAUAUAAAUAUUUAAUAUUUGAAUUUUUUCUGAAUUUGUGACAUUUGGUAAACGUUUUUGGGAUUGGAUUUUUGUUAGAAAUUUGGCAAAAUAAUAAACAGAAAUAAGAAAAAUAAGAACAAACAUGUUAUGGAGGCGGAGGUUGUUUGGUGGAGGCGACAACAAAUAUGCCUCAAACCCCUCGCAAUAAGUCAGAUUGCUGAAUUUGGAAUCAUAAAUUAGUCAUAAAAUGUCUUGAAUUUGGUCGAAAAUGGUAUGCAAUAAUGAAUAAUUAUCAUUGAUUCUGAAGUACAUAACUUAACGUGACUAUGAUCUAUUUUGGAAUGUGUUCAUUUGCUAAAUAAAUA
Molecule: messenger RNA, 1664 nt
Organism: Folsomia candida
Lineage: Eukaryota; Metazoa; Arthropoda; Collembola; Entomobryomorpha; Isotomidae
Product: zinc finger protein 436
Exons: 2
Coding region: 520-1296 (258 amino acids)
Source: RefSeq, a predicted model, not a curated record